AUGAUGUUACUUUUGUUGACCAUUCACUUCUACUACCGAUACCUAUCUGUAACUGGGUCACCCAAUCUCGCCAGAUUCCACCUGAGAGCUUUUCCGAUCUGGCUUUUAUUCCUUGCACUUAACAACUCUAUCUGGUUCGUACUAUCCUAUUAUUUUCAUGGAGAAUCUGAAAUGAAAAAUCAAGUUGUCGCUCCUGAUUUUUUGAAAAUAUAUUGUUUGGAACAGGGAGAGUAUACUUAUUUAGGCCCUCAAUACUUUUUCAAGAACAACGCAACUGGGAAAUUCGAAUGUCAUACUUCUUCGUUUCUCUCUGCUGGAACGAUUUGUGUUAUCAUGUCCGUCACUUUUUCUCUUUUAAUUCAUUUUGGAAGUCAAACAUACUAUCAUUUGUAUAAACUUGGCCAAAUUGCUCGAUUCGAUUCUCAAAACCUUCAGAAGCAGCUAUUCCGAACCCUUGUAAUCCAAACAUGUAUCCCAUCAGUCUUUAUGUAUCUCCCUGUCACCUGUUUGUUUAUAUUUCCACUUUUCGGAGUCACUGUCGAUGGGCUGUCUAGCUUCAUUCCGAUCUCUGUGGCGAUUUAUCCCUGUUUUGAACCAAUGGUCGCAAUUUACUGCAUCAAACCGUUCCGGAUGAGAAUGAUUGCAAUUCUCACCGGUUGCUAUCAUUCGAAAAACACAGUGAACACGUUUGCGUUGGCCACAAUUACUUAA
Molecule: messenger RNA, 711 nt
Organism: Caenorhabditis remanei
Lineage: Eukaryota; Metazoa; Nematoda; Chromadorea; Rhabditida; Rhabditidae
Exons: 2
Coding region: 1-711 (236 amino acids)
Biological process (GO): G protein-coupled receptor signaling pathway; olfactory behavior
Molecular function (GO): G protein-coupled olfactory receptor activity
Source: RefSeq, a predicted model, not a curated record